Halichondria panicea is the source of this 1082-nucleotide messenger RNA. RefSeq lists its product as uncharacterized. The record is from RefSeq and is a predicted model, not a curated record. The transcript has 3 exons. NCBI's taxonomy places the organism in Eukaryota, Metazoa, Porifera, Demospongiae, Suberitida, Halichondriidae. Bases 67 to 963 code for a protein of 298 amino acids.
AGAGGGGCGGGGCUGCUAAAGAUCUAAACUGAAAACAAGUCAAUAAGAAACAGAAUAAGAAAGCUUAUGGAGAACUCUACAGUGCAGCCGAACAUCUCAUUAACCACGCCACACAUGGAUCAUCAAGUAGAGCCUUGGAAAAUUGUGGUACCUUUGUUUCUGAUCAUUUUAUUAGCUGUGUUUGUGGCCUCUGCCAUCCUGGUUGUUAUCUAUUGCUAUAAGAGAUGCUACAAGAGAAAUACAGUGUUCCCUGUGAUAGUCAUAGACAGAGUGACUUCAAAAACCGAGCCUCCUCCUCAUGACAUCUCCCGAAAAAUCAUCACCGUCCGGGAGAAUUCUAACUUGAAUACGUUAGAUAAUACAUCAUCCCUUUUGUCUGUAAAUUCCUUGGACGAUUUUAAACCCACUAGAACUAAAUCGCUGACUCUGGUGUUACCUAAAGGCAAAACAUUCUUGGAAGUUUUUUGCAACAACGUGGACACUGAUGAAUUUCAAGAACUAGACAAAAUGAACGGAAAAUUGCGAUGGCAGAUCACGUUACUAGAAGUGAUGGACUCGGAUCAGCAAUCACAUAUUUCCCUUUCAGACAAUGAGCAAGUCACAGAGACACAGUAUCGUCAGGGUGUGUAUAUGGAUUGGGAGAACACACUGCAUGAUCUCAGGAAUGCUUUUAUUGGGACUCGACAGAUUGAGAGGGAAGAGGCUGCCUUCUGUUUCCUGUGGACUGAUGUUCCUGGAGAGCAUAUCGAUGUUGCCUCUGAGAGUAGUACCUGUCUAAAGGAACUAAGUCGUUCCUCCACUGUCACUAGCAGAACUGUUUACAUAGAGAGAGUUGACCCAGAAGAGGUGAAGAAGUGUUUGUGCAUCUGUGGGAAGCACUCUUUGUUUCAGUGCAGUCACUGCCAGGACAGAGGGUACUGCUCACACCGCUGUCAACAAGAGGACACUAGUCAUAUCCACUGAUGUCAGAUAUUAAUAGCUUUUUAUUACACAAUGAAUCAUGUACUCAAUUUGUCUUGUUGAUUUUUACAUUGCAUUUACUGCGCAUGUGCAGUGAUGCAUAUCCAUAUCCCAGACUCCCA